This is a messenger RNA of Tarenaya hassleriana, 850 nucleotides long. Its product is annotated as HVA22-like protein a. The record is from RefSeq and is a predicted model, not a curated record. The coding region runs from base 146 to 661 and encodes 171 amino acids. The transcript is spliced from 5 exons. Lineage: Eukaryota; Viridiplantae; Streptophyta; Magnoliopsida; Brassicales; Cleomaceae.
UGAGAAUCGAUCUCACUGCUCACAAGCACACUUUUUCGUUGUCUCACUGUUCUGCAAGGUGACUCACACUUUACUCUCUCUCGCUCUCUCUCGAUUGCAACCAGAAUCAUACAAUCAAAGGUUAUUUCGCACAUCAGCUCUUGUCAUGGGAUCUGGAGCUGGGAAUUUCCUCAAGGUUCUUUUCAAGAACUUCGAUGUUCUUGCUGGGCCUGUUGUUAGCCUAGUGUAUCCUCUAUAUGCCUCGGUCAGGGCAAUUGAAACGCAAUCUCAUGCCGAUGACAAGCAAUGGCUCACAUAUUGGGUCCUCUACUCCUUAAUUACCCUCUUCGAGCUCACUUUCUCCAAAGUCAUCGAAUGGAUACCCAUCUGGUCAUACACGAAACUGAUAUUGACAUGUUGGCUCGUAAUCCCCUACUUCAGCGGUGCUGCUUACGUUUACGAGCAUUAUGUGAGACCUUUGUUCAUUAACCCUCAGACCAUCAAUAUAUGGUAUGUCCCGAAGAAGAUGGACAUUUUCAGAAAGCGGGAUGAUGUCUUAACAGCCGCUGAGAAAUACAUCGAGGAAAAUGGACCAGAAGCCUUCCAGAAGCUUAUAAGCCGGGCCGAUAAACACAGGAGAAACGACGAUUACACGGUGUUUAAUGACGGUUCUGGAUACUGAGAGAGUGAAUAAUCUCAAUCUUAGAAAUCUGUAAGAAAAUGUGUGUGCAGAGAAACAGAUCUUAACAAUGUCUUUUUGAUGUUGUUUGUCAGAAGUGUUCCUGUUUUAUGUGAACUUCUUCAAGGAGUUUCUGUUCAUGUAUAAACAAAUGCCGUCUUUGAAGGUUAUUUGUGUAAUUAUCUUAAUACU